Molecule: messenger RNA, 4889 nt
Organism: Dicentrarchus labrax (European seabass)
Lineage: Eukaryota; Metazoa; Chordata; Actinopteri; Moronidae
Gene: cdc37l1
Product: cell division cycle 37-like 1
Exons: 7
Coding region: 411-1439 (342 amino acids)
Biological process (GO): protein folding; protein stabilization
Cellular component (GO): cytoplasm
Molecular function (GO): heat shock protein binding; protein-folding chaperone binding
Source: RefSeq, a predicted model, not a curated record
UCACAUUGAUCACACUGAUCACAUUGAUCACAUUGAUCACACUGACCACAGAAGAAGAGAACUCACUAGAACAGAACAGAACUUUUGAGACGUCACGUGGUCAGUGUUGUUUACCACGUGCUCCGCAUGUCACCCCUUAAAAUGACGCUGCCGCGGUACGUGGGGCAGUGAUUGUUGUUAUUGUGGCUGUCGUUGUUGCUGCUGUUGUUGUUUACAGGAGCGGAACUCCUCGUCGCGGUGCAUCCUGUUCCUCUGUCGGUCCUGUUGUCUUUGUGGAUCGGCGUUUAGAUGAAACACAACUCUGGCAGACUGCAGAGAGCAACACUGUCACUGUUUCUUACAGCACAGCUAGCAUUAGCUAACGCUAGCGGAUCUCACAGCAGAGCUAGCCUGCUAGUUGCUUAGCAGCGAUGGAGUGGCUGGGCAACGGAGCUUCAGUUUACCCCAAUGAAGAGUCUAGCAGCGACCCAGCUUCCACAACCAGGGGCUUCAGUGGUAUUCAUCCUCACCAGCAGUCACCCUCAUCGCACAUUUGCAAUUGUGCCAUGGCAUCGUUGUGCCAGAGCCAGCAGCGCUGUGUGAAGGCCUCUAUCGUCUCCAGCUGGAAACUGGCUGAGGCCCAGGAUCAGAUGUGUUCUCUAGGCGUCCACAGCUCAGAGUCCCUGGAGCAGGAACGUGCUCGGACUCAGGCCUGCCCUACCGAACUCACACACAAUGAGGAGGAGUGGCGCCGCAAGGAGAGCAUGCUUGGAGUCCAGGAGCCCAGCCGCAGUUCUGUACUCGGAGCUGUCGGAAGUUGGGAUGUUUUUGAUAAGAGUAUCAUCAAUGUCCAAAAUCAGCCUGUAGAAAUGGAUCAGGAUAAGUGCAAGACGUUUCUCCAAAAGUAUGAGCAAGAGCUCAGACAUUUUGGUAUGCUGCGGAGAUGGGAUGACAGUCAGCGAUUCCUUGCAGACAUGCCUCAGCUCAUCUGUGAGGAAACGUCCAACUAUUUAAUUCUGUGGUGCAUGAGACUACAGCAAGAAGGGAAAGAAGCACUGAUGGAGCAGGUGGCACACCAAGCUGUAGUGAUGCAGUUUAUCCUGGAGAUGGCCUCGAACUCUCAGCAGGAUCCCCGAGGCUGCUUCAGACAGUUCUUCCACAAAGCCAAAGACGGAAAGGACGUCUACUUAGAUGUCUUCCACACAGAGCUUGAGACCUUCAAACGCAGAGUGAAAGAAUAUGCCAUCAAGUGUAGAGGUGGUACACCCAACACCAUUGAACAACAGAAUACUGGCACAAACUGCAGACUCGAACCCAAAGAAGCCGUAGACUCUUUACCUUCAGUGGCAGAGUAUCCUAUGAAGCGCUGUGUAGAGGCGGGGCUGUGGACAAGCACAGGGAGGUGGACAAAAGAGGACACAACAGAAACUGACGAUAUGCGCAUGAUGGAGACAUCCUAGGGGUUGUAGGAUCGACCCCCUGCUUUUCUUCCAUCUCCAUUGUCUCCCCAUUUAGGAGCUACCUGAGUUUUAAGCCCCCUUUACGCAGCGGAUCAGGCCGAAAACCCCCAGUGCAGAGCAGGAAGAAACGGAGACAUGAUCUAUCUUUUACGCUGCAACUGUUGGUGGCUAACCUGCAGGAACAUAAUGUUUUUGCUCAUGACAAACAGGUUGGCCUGUGGCCUUUCUGCAGUGUCUCUCUCCAGCUCAGUGCAUGUGUUGUGCCAUAAGAUACAGGUGGAGUUCUUAUAUCCUUCAAACUGGUUCUCCUGAAAUAGAGAAACCUCUUUAAGUGAAAGCAAAACAAAACUGAAGUAAAAUCCAGACAACACAAAGAAUACUACACUAAUAAAGUCUAUAGGAAACAGUCAGUUACCAAAUCCAAUGCCUGAAGUAGGACUCAUCUGAGGCUUAUUGUUAUAUCUGCUUACAAUGAAUCAUGUCAAGUAUGAGAGAAGCAUGACUGACAGAUCAAUGAACAUUUUGUAUAAACAGUAUUGUCGAUAGUUUGCUUUACUGUGCUUGACAUUUAUUAUGGCAAAGUGUCUUGAAGUAAAAUUUAGAACUACCUGAUCAUGUUUCUAAAAUAGAGAGAAGGUAGCUGCUCAGCAGGGGUGAUUUGUUGAGUAAUUUGAUUUCAAUCAUGAGGGUAAAAGUAUGCAUAUGAUAAGGCACUUCUGAGCAUAUUUGGAAUACAGCUCACCUGAAGGCGAGACUGUGGCGUAAUGUCGGAAUCUGUAACAAAUACAGAGAGCAUGAAAUUAGUCUACUGAGUAAAACGUUUGUAUUAAAAGGUCUAGGGUCACACUGGGAGGUUCUUUGUCAGGAGAGGAUGAAUAAUGCAGUAUCUGUGCUGACUCACAGUUUCUGCAAUGAACAUAUAAAACAGAUGUUUCAUGAUGGUAGCUUUUGGCGCAAAUGUUUAGACCUUCACUUGGCUUUUUGUCAUGUUUGUCAGAUUCUGUCUUUACCUGAUUGUGGCCGUUCCUUGUUGUGCCUGAAGGGCCAUCAAGUAAGGACUUUCAAACAGCUCGAGGUAUAACGGAAGGUUCUUAAGUUAAUAAAAACGAUUGUUUAUCUAACAACACUGCUCUUACAAAUGCAGAAUGGGAGCUUACAUAUUUUGCGUCUUUUGAAGACUGACAUUUGAUGUCAUUUACGCAUUUCUUCAAAGGCAGGAGAAGAGUGGUUUUAGGUUUUCUAAAAGGUAUUUCUAAUGUUGUCUGGUGAAGCUUAGAGGAGCAAAGUAUCAGACUACCCCCUUCACAUCUGCCAUUAACAUGCGUCUUUGACAUUCAGAUUUUAACUCUGCAGACAAACAAAUAGAUUCCCACAGUAUACACAGUGCCUACAGCAUGUCAUUACAUUCAACAACAGUAGAAAAUCUAAUGAAAUUCCACAUAGUCCACAUACAGCAAUAAAAGAUGAUGUUUGGCUGCAUUGUCUCAUAUUGUCCUCUGUGACAGAAGUUAUUCAGCCUUUGAGAACAAUAGGCCGAUGCUUAUUUAUUUAAGCAGCUUGACAUGAGGCAAAGCUGAAUAAUGAGCUUUAGACAACAGUGCAUGCUUUUCAGUAUGCGACAAUAUAAUAUCCCAGUAUUUAUUCAUGACAUAGCACUCAGCUUUCAAUGCAAACAUGCGUGUUAGAGGGUCAAAGUCAGCUCAAUCUCAUGAGGAUAUUUGAGACAAUCUUGGUGUCUAGUGAAAAUGUGAAUUCUCUGCAUCCAGGUUAUUAUCUGGGUGUAAGAUGCAUGGUAAUGUAAGGUGUGAUGAGGGUUUAAUUGUUUUUUAUUCCCUAUGAAUUUAUUUUAUCAGGCAUUCACUUAAUCAAAGCCUCAAAAUGUAACUGGCACACAGCUUAUUCAGAUCUUUCAGUACAUAAAAAGUUUACUAGGCCUGCAUGGCCAUCUGUACCCAGCAUCUGAAGCCGAGUCACAACCUCCAGUUUCCUUAUACAUAUAUAAGUGCUCUGUGCAGACUGGUGUCGGUGGUGUGUCGAGAAUCCACAGCUGAGUACGGGCUAAAAGCACCGCUGUGGAGGGGAUGGGGGAGGAACAAAGGGCUGCGCUAUCCAUAAAGACAUUUACUGUAUUUGUAUGCAGAAUGGAACUUUCUUUAUCUGAAUGUGUCCUGCACUUUAUAUUUCUCUUUUCAAAACAGAAAUGGUUUAAAAAAAGAGGCAGAGGUAGAGUGAUUGAAGCACUUGACUUUAUUAUUCUUCCCAGUCAUCAAGAUUUGUUUAUUUCACAAGCAGGCUUUAGCUGAGCUCGUGUUUUGAAUUGUGUGACAUUUUGCUUCAUACUUUUAUAUUUUGUUGUUUGCUGACUUUUCUUUUGUCACUUUUUAGUGUUUGAGGGUUGUGCCAGAUUUAUUAGGCUUCCAAUUAUCUGUCCCCUUGAUGAGUGAUAUUCAUUAUUUAACAAGACCGCCAAAAUCAGUAUGAGAAUCUGCUAAGCGACGUGAUCAGUAAGACAUUUACUGCAGACUGGAAUUAAAGAUACCAUACGAUGCAUUAAAGUACAAUACAUGUGUUUAUGACUUAAAGCUGUGAUGCAGUGUUGAUUCUGCGGUGCACUUGGUGUCCUCUCACUAUUCAUCAGUUCACAGAUUUACAUGUACUUUACACACAGUGCUGUUGUGGGGCAGUUCACAUAUGACGUGUAACGUAGACUGUAAACAUACAUAGAGGUAUUUUAAGCAGUGAAGCUAAAACAAUGUGCUUUAGUGGUCUUAUAUGUGUUUCUCUUUUUUCUGUCCACAGUGACUAAUUAACUAUGCAAAAUAAUUAUAUGGCUUAAGCUGUUGUACAGUACCUGUGGCCAGUGUCCAUAGUGUCUCAACUUCGUAAAUUAGCUAAAGAUUAUUACUCUAUUAAACAUAGUGAAAAGGAGAGAAUUUGUCACUAAUCUGUGAGUUUGUUGAAUUACACAAGUUACAUUUGUCAUUCACAGUAAGUUAGUGUAAGAUUUGGUUUCUCUUGCUACUGUUAGAAACUCUAUAUACAUAUAAAACCAGUGCUAAAUGUUUGUGUCUUGCUGUCAACUGCUACAGUUAUUUAUAGACCUGCAAAUUAUAAAGUUGUUUCCUCUUGUCAUUUAAAACUGAUGAGCCUGGGACAUCAUUAAAUCCCCAGGAUAACUAACUAAUGAUUUUACACAUCAGCAUCUGUUACCUGGUCACAGGGAGUAACUUACCUUUUUGAUAAGUUCCAUAAAGCCUUUUGUGGCUCCAGAGGGAGCUUCUUAAAACAUUAAAAAACAGUGGUUUUAUAAAUUAAGUUGACUUUACUCUGUAGCCUGCUCCUAAUCUCUGUUUGAGGCUACAUAAACCCUAAUCUCCAACCCAAUAUUUGGCAGUUGAGUUGUAUUAAGGGGGAAUUGUGGGAAUAAAUAAAGGUAAUAUCUCUGCUGCA